Messenger RNA from Trichoderma harzianum CBS 226.95, 1086 nucleotides. RefSeq lists its product as hypothetical. Bases 1 to 1086 code for a protein of 361 amino acids. Lineage: Eukaryota; Fungi; Ascomycota; Sordariomycetes; Hypocreales; Hypocreaceae. The record is from RefSeq and is a predicted model, not a curated record. The transcript has 2 exons.
AUGCCUGAAGAUUUAGACAACUCGCUGCUGGAACGGCUACAAGCGUUGCGGGGUUCAAGCUCCGGCGCAUCGCCCGGUCAAGCAGCUCCCAUAAAGUUCGACGUAGACCUGAUUGAGAGAUCAAAACCAGCCACCCGAGAAGACACCCUCGCUGCUCGGCUAAAGUCGUUGCGAGAGCGGGAUGAUGGCUCAGCCUCACCGAAGACGGAGAAGGUUGUCCCUGCAGCCUCCUCAGCAACAUCGGGGUCACAUCCGGCUAAAGCGAAAGAUGUUGUGUCUACGUCGAAAUCAGCAGGGUCGGGGGAUGGCGAUGAUGUGGACCUGAUGUUCUCGACAGAUGAUCAGACUCUGGAAGAGCUGCUCAAUGAUGUCAGCCUCAAUGACAACCCUGUGGAAGAGCCUAGCGAUGAGCAGGUCAAAGCCCUCUUGGAAAAUCUAUCACUGUCUGUACCGAAAGAUGACGCAGGCGGAGAUGAAACCGAGAACAAGGGCAAUGACUCAGACGAUUCAGACGGCGAGCACAUGCAAAGUAAAGUGAAGGACAUCAUCGCCCAGUUCAAAGAUGAAAUAGAGCUAGAGGCUGCUCUCGGGAAUCACGACGAUGAAGCAGACUCUGAAAAACAAGAUCAAGACGAAGAUGGAGACGGAAACGAUGGGGGAGACGCAGAUCUCGCCCUCCCUUCGCUCCCUUCUAAUCUCGCGGAUCUCCCAAACUUUGCUCCUCAACGCCCGGCCAACAUGAAUGAUAUCACAGCUCGCAUGGCCGCGCUCAAAGCUCCCUCUACCGAAGACUCCUUCUCACUCCCUUCUGUUCCUAGUUCAAAGCCGUCCGCGGGCGAUAAGCCCGUCAAACGUCUUACCAGCAAAACGGAUUACACGGAUGACGACAUCGACGGCUGGUGCACCGUCUGUCUUAACGAUGCUACGCUACGAUGUAUAGGAUGUGACGGUGAUCCUUAUUGUACGCGAUGCUGGAGGGAGAUGCAUAUUGGACCGGCGGCUGCCUUUGACGACAGAAGCCAUAAGGCUGUCCAGUUCACUAAAGCGAAGAAGAAAGACAAACAACGGGUAGCGCUAGGAGCUUGA